Molecule: messenger RNA, 1613 nt
Organism: Harpegnathos saltator (Jerdon's jumping ant)
Lineage: Eukaryota; Metazoa; Arthropoda; Insecta; Hymenoptera; Formicidae
Gene: Ggamma30A
Product: guanine nucleotide-binding protein subunit gamma-e
Exons: 3
Coding region: 201-419 (72 amino acids)
Biological process (GO): phospholipase C-activating G protein-coupled receptor signaling pathway; sensory perception of taste
Cellular component (GO): heterotrimeric G-protein complex
Molecular function (GO): G-protein beta-subunit binding
Source: RefSeq, a predicted model, not a curated record
CCGACAAGGUGAGUGCCACACCUGUGUGUCUCGCGAUACGUAACUUCUCGUAAGUUCCAGCUAGUCGAACACAGCCGCGAUUGCCAAACCGAGCCGAGGGAGCACUCGAGAUAGCACCGCUCUUCGCCCUAUUGAUUUUCCCGCAGAGGCGCACGCGCUAUUCCGUUCCCGAUUGCGACAAGGGGGGUGCGGCUGUAACCAUGGAUCCCAGUGUACUCGCCACCAUGGACAAGGACGCACUGAAGAAGCAGAUCGAGAACAUGAAGUACCAGGCGUCCAUGGAACGGUGGCCUCUUUCCAAGAGCAUCGCGGCGAUGCGGGAGUACGUUGAAGAAAACGAGAAGAAUGACCCGCUGAUACACGCGCCCGACAAGAAGAACAAUCCCUGGGCCGAGAAAGGCAAGUGCAUAAUCAUGUAAUCGAGCCGGAGCGGAGGAAGGGCAGCAGCAGAAGAAGGAAGCGUGCAUACGCGAGCGUGCGAGGAGGAAGAGAGGAGGAGGAGGAGGAGGAGAGCCGGUCGUUCAUCCGCGGCGAGAGGAAUCUCGGACAGACCACGAAAAGGUGGAGUAGCAGGAGAGCCGGUGGAAGAGAUCGGCAGCGGCAGAGGAGGAAGAGGAAGAAAUCGGCGGACGCUCGCGGCGCGGCUCGAUCGCGGCGGAUCCGCGAUCGAGCCGCGAUCGAGACGCGAUAGCCGCCGAAAUGAGAAGAACGAACGCGCGCCGAUCUCGAUCGCGAAGCGACGGCGUCCGGUCGAUCACGAGGACGCACCGUCUCGCUCUCGCUCUCCGGAUCGUUCGCCGCUCCUCCGGGACCCUGGUUUCCCAGUCUUUCGCUUACUCUGCGAGAAUCUGCCGAUUCUCCAUUACCGUCGCGUCCUACGUCGCCGGCGAUACACAGCGUUGUCCCUCGUACCGAUCGCGCCAUUCGCGAGAACAAUCGUAAUCGUAAGAGCGCUCGCGCGCACUCCGAGGCGGCUCGUGAAUCUUCUUCACCCCCCCGUACGAUUUACCAUCGCGUGCGCGGGAGGAAACGAGAAAGGACGAUUUGUCGUCCGUUCGUACGACGUCGUCGCUCGAUCCCGAUUGAAAAUCCCCGAAAAGUCCCGAGUGCGAGUAGUCGCGCAGCCGCGACCAAGCGAAGCGCCUCAAACCCGAUCGUUCUUGCGCUCGCGGGUUUCCCCGACGGAGAGCGAGGACGAAGAGGCGAGCAGGAGGAGAAGGAAAUCGGAAGAAUCGUGCCGCUUGCCGCCGUCUGGCAGUCGUCCUCCGGUACGAUCGAUCGACCGACCGAUCGAUCGGUGUCAAUCGGUCGAUCGGCCGAUCGACGUCGCCUCGCGCACAUCUCACCUCGCCGAUGCACUUGCCGUGUCGAAUGUCCCCCCGUAAACCACCGGCGACCCACCGUCAAUGCGAUUUACCGUAACGCUACGUGUACGCGUGCGUGCUAUAUUCUCGCGUGUAUUGUAUAAGAGACACACAGUUGUUACUAUUGCGAUGUAAAUUCAUUACGACGAGAGUCACGACGAUUGAUCCUACUGCGACAUUAUGUAUCUCUGCGCAAAUUUCUUACCACACACAGGAUUAAGGACGAGGAAAUAUAACAUGAGCAUCAAC